Molecule: messenger RNA, 1022 nt
Organism: Schistosoma turkestanicum
Lineage: Eukaryota; Metazoa; Platyhelminthes; Trematoda; Strigeidida; Schistosomatidae
Source: the annotation of a GenBank genome assembly
GUUUAAACGCUUUUUAACUGCAAUCUGCGCUGUGAUCAAGGUUAACCUGGGCGUGACUUUCUGAGACGUGCUUCAGCUUGUUUAAUCGUGUGUCUGUAUAUUAGACUGGGAUUAUUACCUUGUAGAAUCUCCCAAAAUGGAUGUCGAUAAAGAGCGCAUGGAGAAGCUGGAGAAAUUCAAGGGGAUGAGUGACCAGGUACGCAUCGGUGGCAAGGGAACGGCCCGCCGAAAGAAAAAAGUAGUUCACAAGAAUGCUGCCGCCGAUGACAAGAAACUUCAAAGCUCACUGAAAAAACUAAAUCUCAAUAAUAUUCCUACCAUAGAGGAGGUCAAUAUGUAUAAACCGGAUGGGACUAUGAUUCACUUCAAGAAUCCGAAAGUUCAGGUAGCCCCACAAGCCAAUGUGUUCGCAGUAACUGGACAAGCUGAAUAUAAAACACUAAAUGAUUUGUUCCCAAAUAUGCUUAAUCAAUGGGAAACAGCAAAGUUGCGAUUGGCUAAAAUGAAUGAAAACUCAAAAACAUCAGAUUCAAAGGUAGAUGAUGGAGAUGAUGAUGUACCAGAGCUUGUUGAAGAUUUUGAUGAGAAAAGUCGUUUGGAAUAAUUGACAAAUGUAUUAUGAGUGAACUAUGUAUGACUCAGUCACUACUUCACAAUAAAAGUCACUCAAUACACCAAGUGUAAUGUACAAUGUUUGGUUUUUUAAUUAUUUCCCACCGCUUACAUCCUCAAAUUUCUUAUACUAGUUGCGCAUUGUCAAACUGUCCUGGUAAUAUUCAUUUUUUGACAAAAGCUCUUAUAAAACAAAUAAACAAUUCAGUUAUGUUUCUUCUAGAAUAAAUUUGUAUAGCAAACUUCAUUAAAUGGAAUUUUGAAUGCAAUUCGUCUUGUCGAUUAUUUUUUAACCGGAUAACCAGUGCUUUUUUUUAAUUAAAAAUUUAUAACAAACUUUUUUAAACACUGCAUUUAAAAAACAGUACGUUUACAAAUUAUACAAGAAUUAAUAUUACUGUAAAACACCA